GUUCUUCGAUUGGAUUAUCAAUGACAUAGACAUCAAUAUAACAGUUAUUAACUUGUCACUCACUUCAACUGUACAAGUCGAAACAAUACAACAUUUCAGUUCGUCCUUUCAAAUUUCUCAAAUUGUAAAUAACGUGAUAAUUUGCUUAAAUUAUCCCAUCACCUCUCAUAAUUAUCUUAGGAUUACGUGUUCGUUCACCGGAUAUCAGUCGAAGUCAUCAUUUUCAAAUUGGAGAUCGCGUACUAGUAGCUGGUCAACGUAGAGGUGUUUUACGUUUUAUCGGACAAACGCAAUUUGCUCCAGGUAUCUGGUAUGGUAUUGAAUUAGAACAAGCUGUUGGUAAAAAUAAUGGUUCUAUCAAUGGGAUACGUUAUUUUGAUUGUGCUGUCGGUCAUGGAAUAUUUGCACCGAUUAGUCGUAUACAGAAAUUGCCUACAAGACCAAAUACACCAAACUUAAAUAAACUACCAGAUAAUCCAACAAUGAUGACUACAUCAUAUCAUUCAGAACAAGUUGAUGGAGUAGCAAGUAGAUCAUGGUGUUGUCGUCGCACACCAUGGUCUAGUACCACAUCACCAAUGAUUGGACGUGCUGUAAUUGGUCGACCACCGCUACCAACAGAAUUAGUCAAUGCAUUGAAAGCUGUUGGACGUGUACCAGUUGAGUCAGUCGAAGAACCAGUGUUUUAUUUAACAGAAGGAAUGCAAGUUUUAUGUGCUGGAGAAAUUGGUAUUGUUCGAUACAUUGGACCAAUUACAUUUGCUGAAGGUAUUUGGCUUGGUAUUGAAUUGCGUAAACCACGUGGACGUCAUGAUGGAUGUGUUGCUGGGCGACGUUAUUUCACAUGUCGUCCUGGUCAUGGUCUAUUAGUUCGACCAGCUCGUGUGUUUUGUCAUGGUAUAAAUGCUGUUAAUCUUCUUCCACCUGCUUUAGCCGAAUUAGAACGUCAACUAGCUAUUAAGCGUCAGGAGUCGGCAAACAGUUGUAAUAGUGGUAGUAGUAGAGUAUCUUCAGCAAAUUCAAUUAACUCUGAUAAUGAACAAUCUUCAAAGAUUUCCGUAUAAGAUAAAUUAUAGAGGAGAGAAAAAUGUUUCAUAAUCAGUUUUCCUGAAGUGUCAUUUUCUUGUUAGCAUUUUGCAAAAAUGAUUCUUUCCAUCCUUACUAUAAACCACCCAAUUAUGAAAUAGAUCAUAAUUAUCCCAUUUUUCUUUGUUAAACGCAUUUACUCUGCUUAUAUUCUUUGUUUUUCGAUCUUCGGUUUUUGUAUUCGAAUAGUAUAGAACUCUUCUGAAGGAGAAAAGAAAUAAAUUUGCUGACUUUCUUAUUUAUUCACGAUG
This is a messenger RNA of Schistosoma bovis, 1337 nucleotides long. NCBI's taxonomy places the organism in Eukaryota, Metazoa, Platyhelminthes, Trematoda, Strigeidida, Schistosomatidae. The record is from the annotation of a GenBank genome assembly.